AUGAUUUUCAUAUUUAAGGAGAGCUUCGAGUCCACAGGAGAUAAGCGAGCACUCUCAUCGUUCGACACACUGGGUGGUAUCGGCCUCGGAAAACGUGCACAACUCAGCUCAAUUGACUCACUUGGUGGACUAGGAAUCGGCCUCGGAAAAAGGGACAGUAUGUUGGCCGAAGAGAAGAAAUCAGUGAGCAGCUUCGACACUCUGGCCGGCAUAGGCCUUGGGAAAAGGGCAGGACUUUACUCAGCGUACUAUUUCUUCCCCCAACGAGCUUACUUGGACAGCAUGGAGAGCCAGUACCGGAACGAACAAGACUAG
Molecule: messenger RNA, 315 nt
Organism: Cooperia oncophora
Lineage: Eukaryota; Metazoa; Nematoda; Chromadorea; Rhabditida; Trichostrongylidae
Source: the annotation of a GenBank genome assembly